Molecule: messenger RNA, 3559 nt
Organism: Trichogramma pretiosum
Lineage: Eukaryota; Metazoa; Arthropoda; Insecta; Hymenoptera; Trichogrammatidae
Gene: RhoGAP71E
Exons: 10
Coding region: 913-2586 (557 amino acids)
Biological process (GO): signal transduction
Molecular function (GO): GTPase activator activity
Source: RefSeq, a predicted model, not a curated record
UACUUAGGUAGAUUGUGCAUAGGUGCAGGAUAUUGCUUUAUGUCGUCGCAUUUUAUAAAGGCCUGCCAAUUCAAACAUGUAUGAAAGUAAUAAGGCGCGAUUGUCAUUAGCGCGUGGAUUGCAGCGAGGAAAGCUUCAUCGUGGAUUGUGUAGCUACAGAGAGUGGGUAUAGGCCAACAUGUUUAAUACUUGUAGUUGUUAUUCAGGCAUAUAAGUAUACAACAGGCAAAUUGUGUGUCCAACAACUUCUCGCAGUCUGACUGUUGGUCGCGAUCUACGCGCGUGCUCGACAGGUUGUCAUAAACGACUAUACAUGUAUACAUUUAUCGCAGUUCAUAUGCACGUAUACAAUAUAUAGUAUAGAUAGAAUAGGAUAUAGUGUUAGUCGUUGUGCCUGUGCUGUGCUACAAUCUACACGAGUAAUAUACACAUGCAAGCGACGAUCGUGUCAGUGUGAAUGUAUGCGCGCAAUUACGAAUGUGUGUUAGCGUGCGUUAUACAUAUACUACAGUGUAUAGUAUGCGAGGCAUCAAGAGUGUGUGUACUGUGUACUGUGCUGUGCUUUGAGAGGCAGAGCAGCGAGCGACCAGCCGCGGCUACUAGCGUCUAUUAAACACGCACGCACACACAUCGUCACACGGCGCCAACACUCACCUAUUAUUCACCAGAGACAGAAUGACAGAGGCACUCCCAUCAUUACCGCUGGCAAUUAUUUUUCAUUCGAAAUACUUGCAUUUGUAGAAACUCGAGGAGGAUGAACGUCUUCGCGUCCAGCGGCAGCAUCCAGCUCGUUAUCAACCUCGAGAAUCGCUAAGGGCCUGCGGAGAGACUCUACGAUUCACACAUGCCUCUGAGCAUAAAGCCAGUGGAUCGUCGUAUCGCUCCAGGAAAAGCCCCAGAUAAGUCGUAAUCAUGAGUAGCUGGACUGAAAGGAUGCACAAGCGUGCCGCGACCCUUGGCAAUGUUGUCACCAGCUGUGGUCAUCCUUCCUCCGUCUCGCCUUAUCCCAGACGACUCGAGAAAGUCAAAUUUGGUGUACCACUUGAUGAAGUGUGCAAAAAUGAUAUUCCUGGACCAUUAUUGGUUCUUAUAUUGAAACUCAAUAAAGAAGCACCACUUCGUAAAGAUGUUUUUAGAGCUCCAGGUCACCAAGGAAAUAUGAAAAAACUAAUUCAUUUUCUUCAAACUGGAAGAUUAGUCAAUAUGGAUAAUUUUAGUGUUUAUACAAUAGCUAGUGUUCUAAAAAAGUUUUUAAGGAAAAUACCAGGAGGAAUUUUUGGAAAAGAAGGAGAGCAGCAAUUGUUUAGCGUUAUUCAACUAGAAAGUAUAGAACAUCAAAGAGAUCAGAUUCAUAAAUUAAUUACCUCUCUCCCUCUGUAUACUCAACGACUGUUAGUAUUAUUAUUUGGAACUUUCAGAGUAGUGGCCGUUAAUAGUGAAAGAGCAAGAACUGGAAUGACUAGUGAAGCUCUUGGAGUUUCUGUUGCCCCAUCAUUUUUUCAAAGCUGUGUCAGUGAUGGUAAAACUGCCAAGAUGGAAGAUGUUUUAAGAUUUAAGGUAGCCACAAGAGUAAUGAAAUUCAUGAUAGACAAUUUCGGGGUAUCUAAUUUGUUUGGAAGAGAAAAUUAUGAAUUCUACGCACGAAUUACUGGUAGAAUUUUGAAAGUUGAAGAAGAUUGGAUAUUCAGUUUCAGAUACCCUCCAGAUACUUUAGUAUCUCGACAAUUGUCUCUAGAGGCAGAGAAAACUUGGUUGCAAUAUGAAUGUGAGAGAUGGGGCCUGAAGUUUAAUCUAGAAUCGAUGUCACAUCAGGAAGAAUCGCAAUCCACACCAGCAUUGAUUCAUGUACCUGAAGCAUUAGAGCUUACAUCAUCUCUUGGAAUGAUUCCAGAAAAUACUCUCCUAGAAAGUUAUACACGCCUUUCAGUCAGUUUAGAAGAAAAUGGUUUCUUUCAAGCUUCAAGUAGAUCCUCGAGCAAUGGCAGUCAUCACUCCCGUCACGCUGAAAUGACACUGGAUGAACUUCGGGCGGUAAAUCGUUAUGCAGAAAGUACAAAGAGCCUCAGCUAUUUGCCUCAGGUUCACGAGAGGCAAACUGCUCGCAUGCGGACAAGAUCAGAGUGGUUUUUAACUCCUGUCGGGGAAAGAAUUUCUGUGACUGACAGCGAUUCUUCUGCACUUCAUGUAUUACGAGGUUCCAAUCGGUCCUCUUCUGGCAAUAUCGCAUCGGGACUGAGUGCAAGCGCCGAGUCGGUAAAGCGUCAAAGCGUUCGUCGCAAUUCGUCGCGCGAAAAAUCAAGACUGCAACGCAGCAGCUCCCGGCGCAAUAAAGAAAAUGGGGCCAAGUCAACCAGAAACAGCUCGGACAGCGCGAAAUCGCGUUCGCUCGAGACAGUCAAAGCAAACAAGUCGGUUUCCAGAGUCAGCGUACAAGAUCACCAACCUGCCGAAAAAAUUCACAAAAACGAAGCAGAAGCGUCGCCAGAACAACUAAAUCAGCAGACUAACAAUAUUGGACCGCAGGAUUGCACCGAGAUGGACGUACAGACGUUCCAUGUCACUCUUACGUAUAAGCCUCGUAUUUAAAACGGCUCUUAAUUUCGAUCGACACUAAAUUUCUUCUAAUAUUGAGACUGAUGCUCUUGUACUCCUCUUUUUUUCAAUUUUCAACUCAUCUAUUAUCAUUGAUUCUCUUGCACCUGUGAAAUGAAUUUACUUUUUUUUAUUAAUCGUGAGUAUGAAUUUAGAAGCAAUUUUUUCACUCUCACUUUUUAUAAUGAUAUUAAAAGGCAUUAACAUAAUUCACCUAAAUAUUUAAGUAGAAUGAUUAUUUAGAGGGUACACGAGCACACUUACAGCCAGUUUGUUAGGUGUUACAUAAGUGAGUUGAACUAUGAAGCCAAAUUUUCUAACGAAUCAAGUUUGUAUAUUAUUAUACAAGUCAUUUCAACAUAAUUUUUUAUACGUGAAAAUUUUUAUAUGAACUUUAUCCUUUAUUUUAAGCCCUUCGUGUAUAUAUCCUGGACCUCUAGAAAUAUUUGGAGUGUUCGGUAUUUCUACUAUUCCCAGCUAAUUAUAUUUGAUUUAUGUGCGUAUAGGUACGAAUUUGAAUUGUCUUAUUUCCUCAAAUUUAAAAAAUAAUUAAUCCAACAUCUUCAAUCGCCCAACGAGCGUUAUAAACUAAAAUUCAUUAUUGAUUGAAAUCUGAUUUUGGCAUUCCAAACAAUUCCAGAGCGAUCUCUUUAUUAUCAUAAUAACAUAAAUUAAUACAAGUAUGAGGGCUUGUGAAUAGAUUCCACAAUAAAACCGAAACUGUUACCAGAAAUUUUCCGGUGACCUAGUAAAAAAUUAUGUCCUAUGCAGCAGGUAAAUGCAUAUCUUUUAUCUUGGUCAUUAAAAAUAUUUAUCGGUAUUUUCAUAACGUAAUUGAAAAUUCUGCAUAAUUGGAAAUUUUAAGUUUAUUUUUACCACAAAAGAAGAGAUUUAAGAAAAAUGUGCUGAAAGUUUUGUACAAAGUCAUUCAAUUUCGAAAAAAAUAAAACAGAAAACUAUCUUAAAA